AUGUUUUCAACAUUUUCUAAAAUAUACAAACAUUCAACGAAACUCAAACCAUUCAUUUCUAAAACACACACCUUUAAAAAAUUUUAUCAACAACCGAAUGCCCAAAAUAAAGAAUUGAUAUUAUCUGUACUAAAUUCCACUGCCACUAAAAGAGAGGCUAAGGAUUAUUUGAAAAAGUGUUCCGCAGAUAACAAAAAAAAUGCUUGUAUUAUAAUUUUAAAAGAUUUAUUACUUCAACCUGAUUAUGUUCUAGAUGGAUUUUCUUCCACUAUAAAAAAUCUGAAAAUGCUAGGUAUUAAUCCGAUUUUUGUUAUUUCUGAGCAUGGUGCUAAAGAAACUAGUUCUUCUGCUGCCAAUUUAUUAGAUAGAAUUUGUCAUAAUAAAGAAUUAAAAACUUGUUUUUGUCCUGAUUUGAUAACUAGAAAAAAAAGUUUUGAAUAUAGGUUAAGUUACCCGUUAUAUAAUGAAAUAUUAAAGCAUGGGAUCAUCCCAAUUUUAGAACCAUACAUUUUCGAUGAAAUAAAUAGCAAAAGAAACUUAACGACCUCAUUUCCUGAUUACAUCAAAGAAUUGAUUAGCUUAUUAAACCAAGACAUGAUAUCAGUUGAAAAAAUAUUUAUUUUGAAUGAGCAUGGUGGGCUUCCUUCUGCAGAAAGAUCCAAUUAUGCACACGUCUUUGUCAACUUAUUUAACGAAUACAACCCUAUUUUAAAACAACUAGAAACAGAAAAAAAAAUUUUGGAAAAUAAUUUAAAAAACAAGGAUAACCAGCCUUUAAUAAUUAAAAUACAAAACACGAUUAAUAAAACUAGAAUAACCAAUUCUUUGGACGUUUACAAUUCUCAUAUUGAGAAUUUGAAGAUUAUGAAUGAGGGUUUACAAAAUCUGCCAUUAAGUGUAACAGGUGUCAUAACCACGAUCAGUGCAUCUUCCCAGGAACAGGCUAAAAAUCCAUUAUUACAUAAUAUUUUAACUGAUCGUUCAUUAAUCUCAUGCUCUCUACCUGUCUUUAAAAAAGAACAAAAUACAGACCUAACAAACAAUUGGUAUGAAUUACCCCUACAGCAUAAGACUAUCGAUCCUAGAUUAUCCUCUUUUUUUGAAACUACAGUUUUGAAGAAAGGUAUUAACAUUAGAACUUUUGCCCAUAGUAAAUUAACUCAAUACAAUAGCAUUGGAUUGCCUGAAAAGUUUUGGGUCAAGGAAAAGGGGCAACCAAAAGAAACUGGUAAUAAGUUAGAUUUAUAUAAAUUUACAAAAAUUAUUAACUCCAGUUUCCAAAAAAAUUUGGAUUUAACACACUAUUUAAAUAGAAUCGACGGUAAUAUUGCAGCGAUAAUAGUUGUCGGUGAUUAUGAAGGUAUUGCUAUUCUAACCUACGAACCUACCACCGGACACAAAAAUUCAAAUGUUAAACCUUUUGUUUACUUGGAUAAAUUUGCUGUCAUGCCACAUUUAAAAGGUUCCUUGGGUAUAUCUGAUAUUAUCUUCAAUGAAAUGUUUAAGAGGUUCCCAAAUGAACUAUUAUGGAGAAGUAGAAGGGAUAAUGUUGUGAAUAAAUGGUAUUUCCAACGUAGUUGUGGUGUAGUUGAUUUAUCUGUAGACUUAGAUAACAACGGUGAUAUCAAAAAAGAUAAUAUUUUUAAACUAUUUUAUUAUGGUACCAAUGGUGGAUUUGAGGAUCCAAAAAGGUUACAAGAAUACGCUCAAUAUAUUAGAGAUAUUGAGCCUAGUUGGGAAAAAUAA
Messenger RNA from Saccharomycodes ludwigii, 1746 nucleotides. It is a transcript of the gene ARG2, whose product is annotated as acetyl-CoA:L-glutamate N-acetyltransferase. The record is from RefSeq and is a predicted model, not a curated record. Gene Ontology annotation, molecular function: L-glutamate N-acetyltransferase activity, acting on acetyl-CoA as donor; arginine binding. NCBI's taxonomy places the organism in Eukaryota, Fungi, Ascomycota, Saccharomycetes, Saccharomycodales, Saccharomycodaceae. Gene Ontology annotation, biological process: L-arginine biosynthetic process. The coding region runs from base 1 to 1746 and encodes 581 amino acids. The transcript has a single exon. Gene Ontology annotation, cellular component: mitochondrial matrix.